AACCCUCUAUGAACUACGGCUGGGCGAUUCCUGGCCUGCGCUGGGUCACGGGGAAGGAGCGUCUGUUCCCGGUCACCACCGGCCGCAGCUCCAGCCCGGAGAAAGAUGCAGAAGAGAUGGAAGAGUCAUCUGAUGAUUACAGUUUGGGUCGUUUCUCAGAGUUGGAGGGAGCGGGACACAGACCAAAGCCUCAGUGGGGAGAGAACGGCCAUGACCGGAAGCUGCAGAGAUGCAAAACUCAACGCCUGGUGACCCAUCUCCACCGGGACACGGCCCACGACCAAGAAGGCCACAUCGGCUCAGAGAAGUUCGGCCAUCUGGCUGUGUCCGAUCGACCCGGUCUCCACCCAUCACUCAUUUCACAAGUGCCAUUAAGACUACAGAUUAAAGUGAACGGACAGAGAGGAGGAAUGGGAAUCUGUAUUGCGGGAGGGAAAGGCUCCUUGCCGUACAAAGAGAACGACGAGGGUAUCUUCAUCUCCAGGGUGUCUAAAGGCGGACCAGCGGAGAAGGCCGGGCUUCAUGUUGGGGACAGAGUGUUGGAGGUCAAUGGCCUGGACAUGCUGGAGGUCAGCCAUCAUGAGGCGGUCAGCGUCCUGAGGAAUGCUGGGAGUUGUAUAAAGAUGAAAGUGUUACGGGAGAGAUGCGUGUCCAUGGAGCCGCGAGCGAAUGACAGGUCCGACGGCAUGGAGACCGACCCGCAGAUCAGCCAAGAGUGGGAUGUUCCCGUGAGCUAUAGCAGAUCGGGCGGCCCACAAUCCUCCACUGAUCCCACGCCGGACCGCAGCUCACUGACCAACCGGACAGACGCUUCGGCCUGCAACGGAAACGGACCGAAUGAGCCAGUACAGGACUUACGGCCAAUGAAAGACACGGAGACCUUCAGAAACAAUGCCCUCCAGGUUGUGAAAAACACCAUGACGAUUCCUCGGAUCAUCCUCACACACCCCUCGACCUCGGAUGAAGACGUGGAGCCGCUCACGCAGGGUCCAGAUGAUGGAGACUUUGAUCGGGACUUCAGUGACAUCUACUCCGACUGCCUGAACAACGCUUUCUAUCCUCUGUGAAAGUCAGCUACUCUAUCUCUCUUCACA
This is a messenger RNA of Rhinichthys klamathensis goyatoka, 1094 nucleotides long. Its product is annotated as inaD-like protein. Gene Ontology annotation, cellular component: adherens junction; postsynaptic membrane; postsynaptic density. Gene Ontology annotation, biological process: neurotransmitter receptor transport, endosome to postsynaptic membrane; neurotransmitter receptor transport postsynaptic membrane to endosome. The record is from RefSeq and is a predicted model, not a curated record. Gene Ontology annotation, molecular function: protein binding. Lineage: Eukaryota; Metazoa; Chordata; Actinopteri; Cypriniformes; Leuciscidae. The coding region runs from base 9 to 1067 and encodes 352 amino acids. The transcript has 7 exons.